Lagenorhynchus albirostris (white-beaked dolphin) is the source of this 1243-nucleotide messenger RNA. It is a transcript of the gene CCDC28B, whose product is annotated as coiled-coil domain containing 28B. The transcript has 6 exons. Lineage: Eukaryota; Metazoa; Chordata; Mammalia; Artiodactyla; Delphinidae. The record is from RefSeq and is a predicted model, not a curated record. Bases 240 to 809 code for a protein of 189 amino acids.
UACCCACUUCGGGAGUGGGUGCAGAGGCUCAAUGACGCGGGUCUGAUGCUCCAUUUCGGAUCCUGGCUCCCGAGAUGAGCGAUCCAUUCGGCACACGGCUUUGGAGAUUGUGGGAAAUAGAUCCCAGGUCGCUCCCAGCCAUUCCUGGGGAGCCGAGGCUCCCGCUGCAGUUUUUCUAUCGAGUCCUUAAUUGAACCAAGCUGCUGCUGGGCCAGGGCCUGAGGCCUAGCCAGCAUCCAAUGGAGGAUAAGAAGAAGAAAAGGAGUCCCAAGCCCUGCCUGACCCAGCCAGCCCAGCCCCCAGGCACACUACGCAGGGUCCCAGUGCCCACCAGCCACAGCGGCUCCUUGGCCCUGGGACUCCCUCAUCUGCCAUCCCCCAAGCAGCGGGCCAAGUUCAAGAGGGUCAGCAAGGAGAAAUGCCGCCCAGUGCUGGCAGGAGGUGGGGGUGGCUCUGCAGGCACCCCCCUGCAGCACUCGUUCCUGACCGAGGUGACCGAUGUCUAUGAGAUGGAAGGUGGGCUGCUGAACCUGCUCAAUGAUUUCCACUCAGGCCGGCUGCAGGCCUUCGGGAAGGAAUGCUCCUUUGAGCAGUUGGAACACGUGCGGGAGAUGCAGGAGAAGCUGGCCCGGCUGCACUUCAGCCUGGACGUGUGUGGAGAGGAGGAGGAGGAGGAGGAGGAGGAGGACGGGGUCACUGAGGGGCUACCUGAGGAGCAGAAGAAGACGAUGGCUGACCGCAACCUGGACCAGCUGCUUAGCAAUCUGGAAGAUCUCAGUAAUUCUAUGUAUCCUUUCAAGGGGACUUGACAGUGUUUCUAUCAGAAGUAGUGCGGGUGCACGCUCCUGCAUGAUCUAAAGCAAAAGCGAAGGGGGUAAGGCACCUAGCAAGAAGGACAGGUGAGGACUGCAACCCCAGACCACGGAGCACUCCAGAGUCCCUGGCCCCUGCCCUUUUGCGCAGUCGGGGAAACUGAGCCUGUGCAGGUUGGGAAAAUAGGGCUGCAAGGACCCGGGUCCAGAGCAUCACAAUCCUUGACAGGCACAGACAGAAGCUGCACCUGGCUGAGAACGCCGAGCCUGAGGAGCCGUCAGCUGUGUAGGUGUCGGACCCAGGCUCAGACCGCCCCUUCUCAUUCCCUUCAAACUGUGACUUUUUACGGACUCGAUUGGGUGUUCCGCGGCCCCCCCAGGUGCUAUGGGGGAGGGGGGCAUUGGAUGGAAUUAAACCAUAAAGAAAGAAA